UUCACAUGGAGAGACGGAGUCCCUGUGGUUCCUGGCUUCUCGGCAGUCUCCUCACUCUAGCUCUCUUCCAGCUGCCUGCUCAGGCAUCAGGGAAUGCUGGGAACUUCUACCUGGCCCCACUUGGGGGCACAGCCGAGCUGCCCUGCCCUCUCUUGUUCUGGCCCAGUAUGGUGGUCAGCGAGGUGAGGUGGCAUCGGCUGUCACGCCCGCCUCACACCCAGGCUGUCCACGUGCUCCGGGACGGGCAGGACAGUGAUGAAGACCUGAUGCCGGAAUAUAAGGGCAGGACGGCGCUGGUGAGAGAUGCCCACCAGGGAAGCUACACUUUGCGUAUCAGUAAAGUGAGGUUCGAGGACCGAGGGCCGUACCAAUGCCUAGUCCGGGUCGGAAACUGGAGCCGAGAGGGCAACGUGACCCUGCAAGUGGCAGUUUUAGGUUCUGAUCCCUACAUCCAUGUGAAGGGCUAUGAUGCUGGGUGGAUCCAGCUGGUGUGCCAAUCAAUGGGAUGGUUCCCAAAGCCAUGGACGGAGUGGAGAGACACGGACGGUAGAAUGCUACCGUCCCUUUCGGAGACCCACUCCCUGGAUGAAAGUGGGUUAUUCCGAACAGUGGUGUCCAGCAGAGUCAGGGACAGCACUCUGGGAAAUGUGUCCUGCACUGUCCGAAAUGAGGUUCUUGGCCAAGAGAAGACCACAGCCAUGGCUAUUGGAGACCCAGACCCAGGAAGUCUGUCCUCUCCAGAAGUGGCUCUCUCUGUGGUCUUGCCUAUCUUGGGGCUCCUCAUCCUUCUCGGCAUUUGGCUCAUCUGUAAACAAAAAAAAUCAAAAGAGAAACUGCUCUAUGAACAGGCAAUGGAGGUAGAAAAUCUUCUGGAAGACCACGCCAAAGAAAAAGGAAGACUCCACAAAGCCCUCAAGAAACUCCGGAGCGAACUGAAGUUGAAAAGAGCUGCCGCCAACGCAGGCUGGAGAAGAGCCCGGCUGCAUUUUGUGGCGGUGACCCUGGACCCCAACACCGCACACCCCAAACUCAUCCUGUCCGAGGAUCGGAGAUGUGUGAGGCUUGGUGACAGGAAGCGGCCUGUUCCUGACAACCCAGAGAGGUUUGAUUUUGUUGUCAGCGUCCUGGGCUCCGAGCACUUCACAACUGGCUGUCACUACUGGGAAGUGUACGUGGGUGAGAAGACCAAAUGGAUCCUUGGAGUGUGUAGUGAGUCUGUGAGCAGGAAAGGGAAGGUCACGGCCUCGCCUGCCAACGGCCACUGGCUUGUCCGGCAGAGCCAUGGGAACCACUAUGAAGCCCUCACGUCGCCGCAGACCUCCUUCCGCCUCAAAGAGUCCCCAAAGUGCGUGGGGAUUUUCCUGGACUAUGACGCAGGCAUCAUCUCCUUCUACAACGUGACUAAUAAGUCCCACAUGUUCACUUUCGCCCACAGUUUCUCUAGCCCACUUCGCCCUUUCUUUGAACCUUGUCUUCAUGAUGAGGGAAAGAACACGGCGCCUCUAAUCAUUUGCACUGAACUUCAGAAAUCAGAGGAAUUGAUUGUCCCCAAAGGAGAAGGGAAAGGCCAUGCUAACGGAGACGUGUCCCUGAAGGUCAAUCCGUCCUUACUAUCUCCCCAGGGUUCUGAGCUUUUCCCAAUCAAUGAUACCUGGCCCUCUAACCUUAGCCCUGCCCUUCAGGGCCUCACGGUUCCUUCUUUGUAGGGCUGUGUCCUGGGCUCCACUCCCACGAGCGGACAGCCUGGCAUCCUGGGCCAGUUUCUCC
This is a messenger RNA of Acomys russatus (golden spiny mouse), 1767 nucleotides long. RefSeq names its product erythroblast membrane associated protein (Scianna blood group) (gene Ermap). The transcript is spliced from 11 exons. Gene Ontology annotation, molecular function: signaling receptor binding. The record is from RefSeq and is a predicted model, not a curated record. Gene Ontology annotation, cellular component: external side of plasma membrane. Gene Ontology annotation, biological process: regulation of cytokine production; T cell receptor signaling pathway. Lineage: Eukaryota; Metazoa; Chordata; Mammalia; Rodentia; Muridae. The coding region runs from base 6 to 1706 and encodes 566 amino acids.